AUGCACGGGUCGGUGCACGGGUUCCCUAGGAUGUUGGGCAGCAUCGAUUGUAUGCAUUGGGAGUGGAGGAACUGCGCCGCCGCCUGGAAGGGGAUACACACUUCCGGCUUCAAAGCCAAGCAUCUCACGUUGAUCCUUGAAGCUGUAGCUGACUACCGGCCAUGGAUAUGUUUCGUCGCCAACGGCAAUCAGCACAACAUGGGAUACUAUUUGGCGGAUGAGAUAUACCCAAACCGGCCCGUCUUUGUGAAGACGAUCAAGCAUGCGAUCGGGCCAAAGAAGUCCUACUUUGCGACCCGGCAGGAGGCAGCGCGCAAGGAUGUUGAGCGCGCAUCUGGUGUGCUCCAGAGUCGAUGGGCGAUGUGGACCAGCGAAGAUGACACGGGUGCCGGUCCAAGCCACGGUGUGGCCCCCGCGAAUGUGAACAUGGGGGUACCUCAUGGAGAGGUUGAGCGGUUGCGCGCAUUUGCCGACAUGCGGCAAAGAAAUGCCCAUAUUCGACUUCAGGAGGAUAUCAUCGAAAAGGUUUGCACGCGGAGGGGUGGACACUGA
This is a messenger RNA of Salvia hispanica, 552 nucleotides long. NCBI's taxonomy places the organism in Eukaryota, Viridiplantae, Streptophyta, Magnoliopsida, Lamiales, Lamiaceae. The record is from RefSeq and is a predicted model, not a curated record.